This is a messenger RNA of Clarias gariepinus (North African catfish), 948 nucleotides long. RefSeq names its product membrane-spanning 4-domains subfamily A member 4A-like. Gene Ontology annotation, cellular component: membrane. The transcript has 8 exons. Bases 44 to 862 code for a protein of 272 amino acids. The record is from RefSeq and is a predicted model, not a curated record. NCBI's taxonomy places the organism in Eukaryota, Metazoa, Chordata, Actinopteri, Siluriformes, Clariidae.
AGUGUGGAAAGGGAUUGCAGGUGAUCAUGGCUUGUCACGAGAAAUGGGUGUUACCUGGCGUACCGUGACAAUCACAGAUUACAAAUCCAGAGGUGCUUUAAAGAUGACCAGCGCUUCUCUACCCCUCACUAAUAUGGAAGGUGGCCUCACCAUAGUCACCAAAGUUGUUCCUUCAUUAACAGUUCCAGCUGCAACAGAACAAAAUUUAUCCCAGACUCAAAGUCAACUACAAAACUUCCUGAAAGGAGAACCCAAAGCGCUGGGAGUUGUCCAAAUAAUGAUUGGUGUGUUGACCAUAUUGUUUGGUAUCGUACUGGCGAUCCUAGCUGGCAAUCCCAGCGUAUACAGUGGAGUUGUUUUUUGGAGCUCACUGUUUCACAUCAUUGCUGGUUCUCUGGCUGUUUCAGCGAGCAACAAACUUCAUGUCUGUGUGGUGAAGGCAGCGCUGGGGCUGAAUAUUUUUAGCACGAUAGCUGCAGGAAUUGCCAUCGUAAUGCUUUCUCUGGAUUUCGUGUUUGGCCCGUAUCCUUACUCUUGCGGCUACUAUAAUUACAAUUAUGGAUGCAGCUAUUACUACUCAUCAAUGAGCAAAGGAAUCAGUGGAGUUCUGAUAGUUUUCUCUGUGCUCCAGUUUGCCAUCUCUAUCGCAGUUUCAGCCUUCACUUGCAAAGCUUUCUGCCCCAAUCAACCUACUCUGAACACUAUUACAGUGAUUCCAAACUCUGCGAGUGGUGUUCUUAUGGUCAGUUCCAUCCCAACUUAUCAAGCACAACCGGUCACUACAAUAAACAAUGUGUCCAUGAGCAGUCCACCUGUGGUAAAUCUCCCAGCGUACCAUGAGAAAGGCGAAGUACACAACUGAGGAUAAUACUUAAUAAGAAAUUACUCUGGUUAAUAUAUAUAUUUUUUUUCACCUAACUCAAAAUAAAAACACAAUCACACUCUGAU